Molecule: messenger RNA, 3108 nt
Organism: Sinocyclocheilus rhinocerous
Lineage: Eukaryota; Metazoa; Chordata; Actinopteri; Cypriniformes; Cyprinidae
Exons: 16
Coding region: 1-2967 (988 amino acids)
Biological process (GO): axon guidance; homophilic cell-cell adhesion; dendrite self-avoidance
Cellular component (GO): axon; plasma membrane
Molecular function (GO): cell-cell adhesion mediator activity
Source: RefSeq, a predicted model, not a curated record
AUGAAGAGGGCUAGCAUGUCUCGUCCUGUAUGGAGCUCAGUUCAGAUGUCCUGUUCACUCUGGCUCCUCCUUCUGUGCUCUUCUAUCAGUUUUUAUCCUGCUGUGUCUGAAUUAGUGUUUUCAGUGUUACCUGAAGAUGGCGUUGGGAUUUUAAAUAGCUCUCUGAUGCUGCACUGCACAGUGUUUGACUCUGGCUUGAAGGCUCAUCUACCAGUGAAAUGGGAGAGAGACACUGGAGGUCUGGACAGCAGGAUUCAUCAGUUGGCCAAUGGCUCACUUUUCUUUCCCCACUUAAAAGAGGAAGAUUUUGGAAACUAUUCCUGCAGUGCAAAGAGAGGCAACAAACAGAUUCAGACCACUGUCAUGGGACAGUAUGGAGGAGGGAGUCAAAGGAAGACUUCUGGCACUUUGCACAUGGCUAACAUCACCAAAGCAGACCAAGGAGUCUACAUCUGUAUCACCCACAAUCCUCUGCUGAACAUAAGCAAAGGAAGUCAAGCAGCAACUCUGACAGUGCAUGGUUCCAGUGUAGACGUAAAGAUCAUUGAAGGCCCCCAAAAUCUUACUGUACCUGUUGAAAUGGAAGCUGCACUGCACUGCUUAGUUGAAGGCUUCCCCAUUCCCACAGUGCAGUGGUUUAAGGAUGGACAUCCAUUACCCAAUUCUUCUAGAUGGGAUCUGCAGAAGGACGGACAACUGCUGAUUUUUCAGAGAGUAUUGUCAGAGGAUGAGGGCCUGUAUUUCUGUGAAGCUCACAAUGAGAGGCAGAAAGUGAUAUCCGAGCCAGCCUACCUCCUGCCUGCAGAACCUCCAUCCGUGACUAUCUGGCCGAUGAUGGUAACGUCUCCUGUAGGAGCUGAAGUGGCGAUUCACUGCCAGGUGUUAGGACACCCUGCCCCUUUCAUCAAGUGGUCAAAACAGGGCCGGUCUGUCCAAACUGGAGGCAAAAUUAUCAUGAGGUUAAGAAACACAACACUCUACAUUUCAUCAGUGAGAACGUAUGAUGAAGGACAUUACACAUGCGCAGCCUCCAACACACUGGGUCACGAUCAGAAAACCAUGACUCUUCGGGUUGCUGUGAAACCUGUCAUUGUUUCCUUCGUUGCAUCACUCACUGUCUCAGAGGGAUCACCUGUUAGUCUCCCUUGUCGAGCUGUUGGAGAUUUUCCUGUCAAAUACACUUGGAUUAGAUCUGCGUCGAUACAAAAUUCACCAGAACAGUCUGGUUCAAACUCUCCGGUCUCACUCCCACAACAGAUACACAUUGAUGAUAAUGGGACAUUAGUCAUCCCCAACAUCCACCGGUCUGAUGCAGGGGAAUAUCACUGCACUGCGGAAAACAGAGUCGGUCAGGAUGUGAGAAGUCUCAUCAUAACUGUAACUGCUGACUCAGAUGUCCCACCUGAUAAGGAAGCACUGAGUAAAACGAUUAUGCCUACUGUUCCAGAGAUUGAGCAAGAGCUAUUUACUAAUUCCUUUCUUUAUGGUUCAAAGCUUCUGAGUAAUACAGAGACAAGUGAAUCCCUUCAGCAAACAACUGAAGAUUACACAAAGAUAUCUUUGCUAAAUGCUUUUGUGGAGGACUCACCAAUAUACUUGAAUCUUGAAUCUACCCAAGACACUAUAGAGUUAAUUUCACUUAAGCCAAGUUACAUUAGCAUAGGAAGUAAUGAAAAAAUCAAACAUCCCAUUCAAACACAAAAACCAACCCCCGUGCCUCUCAAACAAACACCAUUUCCCCCACUCAAAGAGACUUUUAUACAGGAUUCGCAUGAACAUAUGCAACCAACAGAGCAGGCCACAAAACCUCCAGUAAUGAAUCCAAACACAAACAGCCCUUCAUCAGCAGACUCAUAUUCCCAUAAAAUUCAGAGCUUUUCCCUGAAAAGUGCCCAGUCCUUUAGCGGACAAACUCAGACUACAGGCUUAACUUUAAUGGAUGUAGAGAAUUUCACUGCCUCGGCUCCUGUGCAAAAGCAUCAAAAUCAGAGUCAAAUCAUCAAGCAGUCUGGAGGUACCAAGUCAUCGGUGACGAAUGACACAGACCUUGUUGAGUCACUCAAGAAAAACACCUCACAGGCCCCUAUGAGGACCACUGACAAUAAAAACAGAGAAAAGGAGAAAUCCCAAACUUGGUUGCCUGUGAUUGAGAAGCAUGACAUUCCCAUUGUGGUUGGAGUUGGUGUUUCGUUGGCCUUCAUCUUCAUUGCCAUGGCCUUUUACUCUCUGGUUCAGAAAAAUGAUCCUGCAGCUGUACCUACAGGGAGGACAGUUCCGAGGGGAAUAGGUGGGCCUUGCAGGAAUGGUGAACGUCUUGCAAUGGAAAGGACAUACGAUAACAAGGCAUUUGAAGAUGAUAAUUUGGUGGCUGUCAUUGAGCAAAGCCCCAAAACAUCGGAGACAAGAGCGCUCCCAACAGAAGGCAACCCAUCCACCUUGAUGAUGGAACCACCGUCCGAUGACUUGCAAGAGGGUGUCCAGUCCACUCAGGACAUCCCAGUUAUUGUGGAGACUCACCCAGAGCCUAGAGAAGAAGACCAGUUGGAGACUAUAUUUGAGGAGGGGAAGGUCACUCCCUCACCACAUUCUGACAUUCAGCUUCAGUGCAUGGAGGACUGGAGGAGCAGAGAGUUUGAACCAGGUCAGGACGCCCCCUCACCUCCUCCAGCCAAUCCAGCACCUGCCCAGGAGGAGGGCCUGCGCACUUCUCUUACCCUCCAGACCAGCGAUCCCUCCUCAACGCCAGUGCGCCACAGCAUCAAUAUCUCCCACAGUUUCUCUCCCCUCCUGCUGUCCCAUUGCGUGUCCCUGGGCAUGACCUCUGUGGCUGUGGAUGUGCACUUCUACCCUUCGGCCCCUUCAGCAGCCGGCCAUCCUCCAUGCCCUGCCUUUGGACCCCCAGGCCAACAGGUGAACACCAGGCUGGAGCAUGAACUGAAUGCACCCUCUGCUAACCACAGUAAAUAACAAGAGUGUGAGACAAAUGUUGAAGUCACGAGAAAGCUCUUUUUUGAAUUGCUCACCUCAUAGGGCAAAAGGCAGUUAGGUUAAAGAUGGUGCUUAUGUUUUUUUUUCUCUCUCUCUCUUUUUUUUUUUAAAUGAUUGUCA